AUGACGACUGAAAGAGUAGUAUCCUUUCAAGAACUUGUGGACCUUAUCCAUAAUGAUGCUCAAGUAGCACUUGAUCAUCCUUUUAUAUUCAAGAAACCAAUAAAGAAUGUAGCCGUUAUAGGCGCUGGUCCUUAUGGGCUUUGUAGUGCUCGUCAUUUAAGAGAUGCCGGUUUGAAUGUCAAGGUCUUUGAACGAAAUAGCUCUGUUGGUGGUAUUUGGAAGUACUCGGACACGGCACCGCCCAAGCCAAAGAUGCCCACAAGUCGUAUAAGCUUGGACGAUGGAAAUACAGAUGAUGUACCCAAAGAUGGAACCAAACGCACACGAAUGUACGAAAUCACACCCGAACUUCGUCAAAGGAUCUUUAGAAAAUGUCCACCUUCAGGUUGCUAUCGUGACCUAUUCACAAACAUCCCUUCUCAGCAUCUUGCUUAUCCCGACUUUGCUUUCCCGGAAGGUACAUCAGGAUUAGUCACACACCAGGAGAUGUUGGCUUAUUUUGAACGAUAUGCGACCACGUUCAAUUUGAUGGAGUUAAUAGAUUUCGGCACAAGCGUUGACAUAGCUGUCAAAACCGCUGAUGAUGAAUGGGAGCUCGUGUUGUCAAAGUAUGAUGUUUAUCCAAGUGGAUUUGUCAAGGAAACAAAGUGGAGGGAAAAGUUUGAUGCUGUGGUUGCCGCGUCAGGGGUCCAUCAGGAACCCUAUGUACCCGACAUCAAGGACCUGACCGCCUUUAACAAAAUGUGGCCCGUGAAAGUGGCCCAUUCAAAACAAUUUAGACGACCUGAAGAUUUUAAGGAUAAGGCAAGUAAGGGGUUUAAAAUAAAUAUACUUAACGUUUUGCUUAUUGGUGUACGAGUUUCUGGUGUCGACAUUGCUAGAUCUCUGGAGGGCUUUGCCAAGUCAAUCACUAUGGCAUUAAAAGGAGAUUUUACAACGCCUUUUCCAGUGGAAAACAUCAUUCGUGCAAAGAUACCCAAGUGUGUGGACGUUAAGUGUGAAGUAGCCUCGUUUUCGAAUCCAGAGGGAGAAGUGGACGGUAGUAUCACCUUCCAAGACGGAACGGUGCUGAAUGAUGUAGAUCAGGUCAUCUUUUGUACCGGAUACACACAUUCACUCGGCUACUUGGACGGCCUUAUCAUUCGAGAAGAAGAGUACCAGUCAUCUGCAAAGCCAAAAUUUAUUGACGUGCCUCCUAGCCAUGUCGUCCUUGGACGCAAGUAUCCUCUUAAUGCUUAUCAUGAAGUGUUUCUCAUGUCGGAUCCCACGCUUUGCUUUGUGGGUAUGCCUCGUAUGUUUAGUAUCACACCUUACUUUGAUACCCAAGCACAAGUCGUUGCUCGUGUAUGGAGUGGAAAUGCAUGCAUUCCGACCGCUGAGCUUAUGUGUCAGCUAGCCGAUAGCUUUAACCCUGGUCUGCCCCUGGACGACCUAUAUGCGUGUGACCGACGACGACGUGAAAUUUAUGUUGGCUGGCUAAACUAUCAGGCAGAGAAACUAGGCAAGGCCGAUUUACCUGAAAUCAAAAACUUUGAUGAGAGUUAUGAAGAGGAAGGAGCGCGGUUGGCGAAUGCAUGGGGUGAUUUAUCAGAAGCCAACUUUCAAAAUGUGAAACAAAGGUUGCUUAAUGAACUAGAAACAUGUUAA
This is a messenger RNA of Rhizopus microsporus ATCC 52813, 1647 nucleotides long. Its product is annotated as FAD/NAD(P)-binding domain-containing protein. NCBI's taxonomy places the organism in Eukaryota, Fungi, Mucoromycota, Mucoromycetes, Mucorales, Rhizopodaceae. The coding region runs from base 1 to 1647 and encodes 548 amino acids. The transcript has 4 exons. The record is from RefSeq and is a predicted model, not a curated record. Gene Ontology annotation, molecular function: flavin adenine dinucleotide binding; N,N-dimethylaniline monooxygenase activity; NADP binding.